UACCGGUACUCAUCCUUCGAAAUUGUUUUUGUGUAGCCAGGUGAUAAAUAGAGACAAGAGCAUGACGCGUGAACAGAAUUUAAACAGGAGAUACGGGAGAGCAACUGUAGAGAAUUCAUCGAAUGCCACCCGUCCUGUGUCAAAACCGUACAUUCUUGUUGCGAUCUCGGCAACUGUGUGUUAUUUAAAUUCCUUGUUCGGCGAGUUUGUUUACGAUGACUUCGAAGUCUUUGAAACGAACGCAGAUGUCAGGCCAUCGACGCCAAUUUCUAACCUGUUAACAAACGACUUUUGGGGCAUUCCGCUGGAAAGAAACGAUUCUCACAAAUCAUAUCGCCCUAUAACUGUUUUAACAUUCCGCUGGAAUUUUCUCGCUGGAGGCCUCGAUCCAACAGGAUACCACGUCAUUAAUGUAGCUUUACAUGGCACUGUCUCGGCACUAUUUUUUCAUAUAUGCACAAGGAUUUUAGGUGAUUACGGGAAUUUUCAAACUGGAUCAUUGCCUCUUCUAUGUGGUAUGUUUUUCGCACUUCAACCGAUACAUACAGAGGCUGUAGCGAAUGUCGUGGGUCGCGCAGAAAUCCUCUGUGCCUAUUUCUAUCUCUUGGCCUUGUUGUCGUACAUAAACUGCUUUCCUGAUGGGACUACAAACGCCAGCAGUAAAAGACCAGCGAAAUACUCAAGACUUUGGCUUGUUUCCUGCAUCUUUUGGUGCGUGUUAUCUCUGUUUAGCAAAGAACAGGGCAUCACAGCUCUAGCAGUUUGUAUUGCGUACGAUUUCAUUUUUGUCUGCAAGAUUAAAGGGGAACAUUUGUUCAAAGUAUGUUCUUCACCUACAGUGUUAUUAAGUUAUAGACAAUGGCCGAAAUGGGCCGUUCGAUUGGUCGAAAGACUUUCCAUCCUCGCCUUGGCGUCUGUGAUUCUUUUGUAUUUGAGAAUUGUGAUCAUCUCUAGAGGUUUUGUACUUUCCUUCACUAAGUCCGACAAUCCUACAUUGUUUCAUCCAGACGUAUGGACACGAUUUAGAACUUACUCCUAUUUGUGCGCGCUGAAUGCUCGACUUCUUCUAUGUCCAAGUAGCCUGUGUUAUGAUUGGUCCAUGGACAGCAUAUCCCGGAUUGAAUCAUGGUGGGACAUGCGCAAUGUGCAAACGCUCGUAUUCAGUGGUAUACUCGUUUGUUUGUGCUGUUAUGGUCUAAAGUCUUCCAGCAUGUCUACACCUUCUCAUGAAACGACUGGAAAGUCCAAAAAAAGUUAUUCAAAGACACUAGAUUCUAAUGAGAAUGACAUUCGCUUCAAAGAUAAUUUCAAGUAUGUAAAGUCCCAGCAUUGUGGACUAAAAAUGGAGGAGUUUGAGUCUCUUCAGAGAAGGCGAAUUGUGAUGUUCUCACUGGCUCUGAUGAUCAUACCAUUUCUACCAGCUUCCAAUCUCUUCCUGCCCGUUGGGUUUGUUAUCGCAGAGAGAAUUCUUUACAUUCCUAGUAUGGGACUCUGCAUUCUGGUUCCAUUUGGAAUCUCAAUUUUGUUUGGAAAACAAACAAAAGUAGAAGAAGAUUCUUCAACACAUGAGAGCCCAAAUAAAAUUCGUUUCCAUGAAACUUCACCUUCAAGUUGGAGUUUUAGUCUCAGUGCCACUGGUACGGUUCUAACUUACAGUCUUCUGUUGUUGUUCGCUGCAAAGACAGUACACCGCAAUUCAGAAUGGCUGAACAAAGAGGAGCUGGCCCGAUCAGGACUGAAAGUGAACCCCACCAAUGCCAAGAUUCACGUUAUGCUUGGAAAUGUUCUGGCAAAGAAGGGUCUUAUGGCAUGUGAAAGAUACUACCGUGAGGCCUUGCGCUUGAGACCACAUUACGUUGCAGCCUGGGAGAACCUGGGUCUAGUACUCCUGAACACAGGUAGAGCACAGGAGGCCGAGAAAUGUUACCUUAAAGCACUGUCAAUCAAACCAAAUAGUGCAGACGGCAAUAUAAACUUGGCGCACCUGUUAAGAGUGACCAGCAGAUGGAAAGAAGCGCAUGAACAGUAUGUGAAGGCACUGUCCCUCAGACCUAACAACCCACAACUGCAUUACUUUCAUGGUGUCGUUUUGGAGAAGCUUGGAAAGCGAAAGAGAGCAGAGGAGAAAUACCUUAAGACAACAGAAUUAACGCCUUCGGAUCCAAUACCCUUCUUUUCGCUUGGGAAGAUGCUCUUGUGGCCGGUUUUGAGGAAAGAGGGGAAAAAUGUAACCGAAAAAGUCAUUAAAAAGGGAGAAGAGUACCUUCGGAAAGGAUUGGCAUUGGAUCCGCUGGACAUCAACAGCCGUCUUCUGCUCGUGCAAGUUCAACUUAUGAGGGGCGAACUCGAUUCCGCUGAAAAAGAAGUCCGUUUUGUUCUAACACAUGAUGAGUACAACAUCAACGCCGAGUACGUUUUAGGAAGGAUUUUAGAACUUAAAGGUUUACUCAAACAAGCCAGACAUUACUUUCUCGAUGUUCUAAAAAAAGAUCACUUACAUAACGGAGCAAUUGCUGCGCUACAACGCAUAGCUAAAAAGGUUAAAUAGAUUGUGCAGUUUACACUAUAGCUAUAAAAAAUAGGUAGUGCCCAUUAACUUAAUGUAAAAAAAUUAAUCAGCAUACGUGCAUCUUACAAAAUCUUGCGUUCAAAUUGUGUUUAACGGAGACAUUGAAGCUGUUGCCAUUUUAAGGAGAUGAAUAAUCAUGCCUUGGCAAAAAUAGGAAUUUCAUUGAUUUAGAAUAUGUUUUAAUUGACUGUCGUAAAACGAAAACCAAAGUAAUCACAACACCCAGUCAUAACAAAGGUUAUCUUCAUCAUUGGUCAAUGAGGACUCAAGAUAAAAAGGCAAGCUGACAAAAGCGCGGGAAAACGCGAGCCACCAAAAGCGCGGGAUAACACAGGCAACCAAGUCACGAUUGGUUUUCGUUUCGCGCCUGAUUGAUUUGGAGCAUAAUUCUGCGAGUUUUCUGAACCAAGCACAGACAGUUUUAAAGCAGAACCAAAACAAUCCCAGAAUACUUUCGAACCUCAAUUGACAAUUGCUCUAGUGUGUGAACAGGUUAAGAUUACCUAAAUAUCAGUAAUUCGAGUCAUGGAGAAGUAAAGUUUGAUUUAACCGACACAAUACACAGAAAUUGAAGGUCGACUCAACAUUAAAUGUAUUUAUUUCCUGUACAUUGCUUUUAGUAUAUUUAAUUAAUUCUUAACUAAAUUUGCAAUCUAAGUCUAUCAAUUACACUAAGCUAUCUACCAGCAUAAGAUGUGGAGGAUGGUAAAAAGCGAGACCCGGGGGAUGCCCAGACCUCUGUUUGAAAAUCCAAGACCCUUUUGGUGCGCCUCAUUCCCAUAGUUCCGUGCAGUGCGGGAACAUCAAUAUUUGUUUAAGCUGAGUUUUUUUUACUCACACGGACUUCGCCCAAAAGGAGGGACUGUACGUAGUCUAACCGUUACUACACUUAAAGGAUUAUUAAUAGACUUUUGCCUGGCACAGCGGUAAUUCCAAACCACCUAAGCUUUCAAGACCCUCUGCUUUGAGAAGAACUCCACGACUUUGAGAAACUAAGGACAGAAGUAUGAGAAUGUAAGACGCAUCACAAGACUUGCGAUUUUUUCAUGGAACCAUUCGCCAUUCCUGAUAUGAGAGAAAUUCUAACGAAUUACCAGAUGCUGAGCGAGGCUCGUCCGUAAGCUAGAGCGGGGCUUCUUUUCUAAAUUUGCAAAAUAGAUGCACUACAAAUGCUGGAUUCACAUCAAACUUUUGAAUUUCAUAAACGUAAAUGCUAAUGAAUAUAAUUUUAUCAGAAGAACAUUUGGUGACGUCGUUUAGAACGAAGACAAAUUUAGUCAAUUCCAUUUUACCCUUAAAAAAAAAACAUAUCGACUAACGUCUAUGGAAUUUUUUGGCUGUUCGAAUGUCAAGAUCAUUUUCCAAAACUUUCAAGAUUCACACAACAAAAACAUGGUAAAUUCCAAGAACAGAAAGUUUUCAGAACGACUUUUAAAAUGCGUCGUGCACGUACAAUAAGUAUAUUUACAUGUCCCAUUUGUCAGGGAGACUAUCACCUUGGAAUGUUUGGGAAAAUUCAAAUAUAAUUUGAACUUUUUCUAAGUACUGUGCCUUGAAUGAGUGAGAGUCGAAGAAUAAUUGGCGAGAAAGAUAUCCCUCUUUCAGUUUACCUAAAAUCUCGUACUUCAAAGCUAUUUUUGGGUCAUGGUCAGGGUCAUGGUCAGGGUCAUGGUCAGGAUCAUGGUGAGGGUCAUGGUCAGGGUCAUGGUCA
Stylophora pistillata is the source of this 4280-nucleotide messenger RNA. Its product is annotated as protein O-mannosyl-transferase TMTC4. Gene Ontology annotation, cellular component: endoplasmic reticulum membrane. NCBI's taxonomy places the organism in Eukaryota, Metazoa, Cnidaria, Anthozoa, Scleractinia, Pocilloporidae. The record is from RefSeq and is a predicted model, not a curated record. Gene Ontology annotation, molecular function: protein binding; mannosyltransferase activity. Gene Ontology annotation, biological process: protein O-linked glycosylation via mannose.